This is a messenger RNA of Salpingoeca rosetta, 818 nucleotides long. RefSeq names its product 60S ribosomal protein L26. Lineage: Eukaryota; Choanoflagellata; Craspedida; Salpingoecidae. Gene Ontology annotation, biological process: cytoplasmic translation; ribosomal large subunit biogenesis. The record is from RefSeq and is a predicted model, not a curated record. The transcript is spliced from 5 exons. Gene Ontology annotation, cellular component: ribosome; cytosolic large ribosomal subunit. The coding region runs from base 114 to 539 and encodes 141 amino acids. Gene Ontology annotation, molecular function: structural constituent of ribosome; RNA binding.
CAAAAUAGGCCAGGGAGCCACCCACAAUUUUUCCCUUCCUUCACGUGUGCCUUUUUCUCCUGAUCGCCGCAGCACCUGCCUCUGCCCCUUCCAUCCCACCACCACCACACAAGAUGAAGCUGAGCAACAAGACCUCCAGCAGGCGAAAGAUGCGCAAGGCGCACUUCAACGCCCCUUCCAGCCAGCGCCGCCGCAUGAUGACCGCUCCUCUGUCCAAGGAGCUGCGCGAGAAGUACAACGUGCGCAACAUGCCUGUGCGCAAGGACGACGAGGUCCGCGUUGUGCGUGGCAGCCACAAGGGUACCCAGGGUAAGAUCACCUCUUGCUACCGCAAGAAGUUCGUCAUCCACAUCGAGCGCGCCAUGUACGAGAAGAAGAACGGCAUGCAGGUUCCUCUUGGCUUCGACGCGUCCAAGGUUGAGAUCACAAAGCUGAAGCUCGACAAGGACCGCAAGAAGAUCCUCGAGCGCCGUGACAAGACUAAGGCCACCGAGAAGGACAAGGGCAAGCACACCGAGGAGUCUGUUGCUGCUCAAUAAGCGACUCGUUGUUGUUGACACUUUUUCUUGUUCCCUCCCUCUCCCUGUUGCCCGUGCGGUCCAUGGUCUGUCGUGGGUUUGGUGGUGCUCUUCCUGUUCAUUUCCAACACGUGCCUUCUUCGUCUAUUGCUGUCUGCCCACAGUCUGCCACGUCGUCUGUGACGCCUCUGUAUGGUAUGCGUUGCACACCGUCCGUGUCUUGCUGCCCCUGGACAAGUGAGAGCAGAGAGGCCGUUGCUCGGAAGUGAACCAGUGUACACCAAACAAGCAACAGCAGCA